AAUUAUUAAUUCCAUGCGGAAACUUUUGUAACACCCAUCAAUUUUCAGCUAAAUCAGUUCGACCGAUCUUGAGUUAUAAAUAGUGUAACAUAUCUCUUUUUGGUCCAUCGAUACGGAUUAUACAGUGAUUAUUUAUUAUUUUAAAACAAACGGCAUCGGAGUACAGCGGCAUCACGCCCGCAACGCCUGCCGCGCAAUAGCGCACUUCCAGCAUUUAAACAAGACUUCAACAUGUCUACAGACACCCUAGAAAGGUUAAUUAACCGUAGAACCAAUUAUAAAGGACGUCUUAAACGGAUUUAUAACUUUGUAGAUGAACAGAAAAACCACGUGAAAAUAUACGAGCUAAAGACAAGACAGACAGAAAUGGCUGAACUUUAUGAAAAAUAUAAUACGACUCAAGAAGAUAUUGAAAUGAUUGAACAAUCAACGAAAUCCCACGAACAAGAGCGAGCUUCCACUGAAGAAAAGUAUUUCUCGUAUGCAGCAAAGAUCGCAGAAAUCUUGAAAGAACACGAACUCAACCGCUCUGCAUCUUCGUGUCAAUCGGUUCUACAACCCAGCUUAAAAUCACCAGUUAUUAAAAUUCCAAAUUUACAAAUUCCAAGCUUCGAUGGAAACCUGUCGGAGUGGUCCAAUUUCAAAUCGCUAUUCGAUGGAGUAAUCGACUCACAUGAGCAACUGACACACCUCCAGAAGUUCCAAUACCUGAAGUCAUUACUACGCGGGGAAGCUGCAGGUCUCAUCGACUCCUUAACAGUUACAGAAGAAAAUUAUCAACAUGCAUUAAGUAUACUUACUAAGAGGAUUCAACAUACAUGUUCAAAGAACAGCUGCUCUAUCUGUUCUAAAAAGCAUCAUACAGCUAUUCAUAUUGACAAUUACUCUUUGGCUAAAAUGUCUGGUAAUACUGCUGCAAGUGUAGGCAAUACACAAGACAAAUUAAUUACAGAAAAGAUACCUGAGUCCCAAUCAAAGGUAAGUACCAAUAAUUUAAGUUAUAACAAACAAGCUUCAGUUAUGCAUUUACACUCAAACCAAGUUCAAGUUUACCUUUCUACAGCUGUUAUUAAAGUUCAGCAAGAUAAUGGUGAAUGGACUACAUGUCAUGCCUUACUGGAUAGCGGAAGCCAAGUAUCUCUAAUAACAAAACAGCUAGCUAACAAGCUCAGCCUGCCACUUUCUAACAAGAAAGGUUACAUUAUAUAUGGUGUAGGUAGCGAUCCCACACACUCAUCUCAAUCAACAAUAGUUAAUAUUGCAUCUUGCAACAGCAAUUAUGCCACAGCAUUAACUUGUGUAGUUACUGAACAAAUUUCAACAAAGUUACCACAGAAUUACAUACCACUUGCUAACUUCAAGUUACCUAAACAAUAUGAAUUAGCAGAUCCCACAUUUAAUGUUCCAAAGGCCAUUGACCUGCUCAUUGGUGGACAUUUAUUCUACUCGCUUCUUCUACAGGGCAGUAUACAAUUAGGUAAAAAUCGUCCCACACUCAUAAAUACAGUCUUUGGAUGGGUAGUGACAGGAGAAAUUGAAUUAACAAUGCAAUCUUUAUAUCAUAAUACAGUCCACACAUCGAACAAUCUCCACACUUCAACUCAUGCAGACGCACACUUUUACAAACACUCAGUUAUAUCAGCACAUUUAACCUGUGAACAAUCUUGUGAUCAAUUAUUAAAACGGUUUUGGGAGCAAGAGGAACUAAAACCUUCCCCAAUACUUACACCGGAACACAUCUUUUGCGAAGAACUUUACAAAAGCACAACUACUAGAGACCCCACAGGUCGCUUUACAGUAAAACUUCCAAUUAUACAAGACAAGCUAGAUCAGCUAGGUGAUUCCUACAGUAUCGCUCAAAAGUGCUUUAUGUCUUUAGAGAAAAGAUUCACUAACAAUCCAGAACUUCAUAAACAAUAUUCCGAAUUCAUUGAUGAAUACAUAAACUUAGGCCAUGCAUCUUACAUACCUGCCUCUUCAUUUUCAGCAGACACACAAGAGGAAAUCAAAAGGUUCUUUCUGCCUCAUCAUGCAGUUUUAAAACCAAGUAGUGUUUCAACCAAGUUACGUGUAGUUUUUAAUGGAAGCAGUCAGUCAUCUACAUCUAUCUCUCUCAAUGACGUCUUACAUGAGGGUCCUAACAUUUACACAGAUUUAAUAGACAUUAUAUUAAGAUAUAGAACCUAUAAAUAUGUACUAUCAUGUGAUUUAAUUAAAAUGUUCAGAAAUAUAAACAUAGAUCCCUUACAUCGUAACCUACAAUGUAUACUAUGGAGAGCAUCGCCUAACGAUGAUCUUAAAGUUAUUAGACUGAAUACAGUCACAUAUGGGACUAGAUGUGCUCCUUAUCUAGCAUUUAGGACAUUACUAGAGCUUGCCCAUCAGGAUGGUCACAUUUAUCCAUUAGCAGCACAAUGCAUUUUAUAUCAAACAUUUAUGGAUGAUGUCCAUUGUGGAACAAACUCACUCUCUGAAGCUAGAGAACUUUGCAAUCAAUUAAUUUCCCUAUUUAAAAGAGGUGGUUUUCAACUACAUAAAUGGUCAUCUAACAAUCCUCAGAUAUUACAAGAUGUUGAAAGCAACAAAGGUCAGCAUUCACCAACCAGUCUUAUUAUUGGUGAUGAAACUAGUACAUUAGGUCUCAAGUAUGAACCCGCAACAGAUACAUUUAAAGUUAACAUUCCCUCUCAGCAAUGUAACUUACAUUUUACUAAAAGAAUUGUACUCUCAAUUAUUGCCAAGAUAUAUGACCCACUCGGUUACCUAUCACCUGUUACUAUCACUGCAAAACUUUUCAUGCAACAGCUAUGGAAAGAAUCCAAUAUCAUACAAUGGGAUACACCCUUACCCAAACAUUUACUUCAACAAUGGCUGUCCUUCUAUGAUAAUAUUCAGAUAUUAAAAGAUAUUACUAUUCCUAGAUAUUGUUUCUCAGAUAUACCAAAUGAAAUUUACUUAGUAGGAUAUUGUGAUGCCUCACUAGUUGCUUAUGGCUCAUGUAUCUACAUUGUAGCACAUUAUCCUAAUCAAAAGCCAACUUCUAAUUUAGUUAUUAGCAAAAGCAAAGUUGCCCCUGUACGCACAGUCAGCUUACCAAAAUUAGAACUUUCUAGCGCUACACUACUCUCAAAAUUAAUGAAAAAAGUCAAACUUGCCUUAGAGGUAGCUAUUAAAAUACAUUCUGUAUACUAUUACACAGAUUCAAGUAUAGUUUUAAAUUGGAUAAACUCACCCUACAAAAAAUGGGAAGUUUAUGUAUCAAAUAGAAUCUCACAAAUAUUACAAAACUCAGAUUCUAAUUUGUGGCAUCAUACUAGAACUUAUGACAAUGCUGCAGACUUACUUACUCAUGGCGUACACGCUAAAGAUUUUAAUAAUUUAUCACUAUGGUGGCACGGUCCGACAUACUUGCUCUCACCACCUAGUGACUGGCCAUGCGGUAGUGCUCAGACAAAAACCGAAGUAGAAACCUAUCUCAUUAAAGUAGUAAGCCCUAAUAAAAAUCAAACUGUCUCAGAAUAUUAUAAUGAUGAUGACUUAGAAUACUUUAUGAACAUAUUUGAAAGAUUUUCAAGUUUUCAAAGAUUAUUAAACACAAUUGCUCAGUGUCACAGAUUUUGUCAUAAUCUCAAACACAAUCAUAGAAUCACAGGUCCUCUCACACCUGAAGAAUUAAAAGUUAGUCAUAACUUCAUAAUCAAGAUUGUACAAGCAUCUCACUUUAAAAGAGAAAUAUUAGAACUAAAGUCAGGUAAAACUAAUUAUACCUUUUCAAAUAGUCCACUCAAAAGACUAUCCCCAUUUAUAGACAGUCAAGACUCUCUAUUAAGAGUAGGUGGUAGAAUUAAACAUGCAAACAUUCAAUAUAAUCAGAAAUAUCCUAUAAUAUUACCCAAGUGCCAUGUCACAUCUCUCAUCAUACAAAGGUAUCACAUACAACUCUUUCACUCAGGCAUUCAGAACACAGUCUCAAACUUAAGACUUACAUAUUGGCCUAUCCAUGCUAGAGUUGAAGUUAAGAAAAUUGUCUACAAGUGCACAGUAUGUACCAGAUAUCGUGGUCAAACCUGUAGGCAAAUGAUGGCUAACCUACCAUCUCAUAGAGUCAAUUUAGAAAGACCAUUCUUACACAUAGCAAUAGACUAUGGAGGUCCAAUAUACAUUAAAAGUUCAAAUCUACGCAAUGCUAAAUUUAUAAAGAGCUACAUAUUAAUACUAGUCUGUCUAUCAACUAGAUGCAUACAUAUUGAAUUAUCAACUGAUCUUACAACACCAUCAUUUAUCUCAUGCCUAAAAAGAUUUGUUGCUCGUAGAGGUAUCUGCAGCAGCAUUUUAUCCGACAAUGCUUUAUAUUUCAAAGGUGCAGAUCAUGAACUACAUGACCUGUAUAAUAUGUUCAAAAAUGAGACAUCUUACAGUCAGAUUAUGGAUUAUACUAACAAUCUAAAUAUAAAGUGGAAUUUCACCACACCUCUCGCUAGUCAUAUGGGAGGAAUCUAUGAGUCUUGCAUUAAACAAACUAAAUAUUUACUCAAAAGAAAAUUAGGUAAUUGUAGGAUGACCUAUGAACAAUUGUCUACCAUACUUUGUCAAAUCGAAGCAAUAUUAAAUUCAAGACCAUUAUUUGCAACUACUGAUAAUAUAGAUUCAAUUAAUUAUAUAAGUCCAAGUCAUUUUCUUAUUGGCACAACAAUGUUAGAUAUACCAGAGCCCAGUCUAGCUAAAAUUUCAGACAAUAGACUUAAUAUUUGGCAAAAGAUUACAUCAAUUAAACAGCAAUUCUGGAAAGAAUUUUACAAAACAUAUUUGUCUGAACUUCAAACUAGACAAAAGUGGUUUACAGACUCUCCUAAUUUACAAGUAGGAAAUAUAGUUCUUAUUAAAGAUGAAAACACUCCGCCAAUGUGUUGGCCCAUGGGGAGAAUUAUCGAGAUUUAUAGUUCAAAAGAUGACCACCUAACCCGGUCAGUCUUGGUCAAAACUGCUAAGGGACAGUACAAGCGCCCUAUACAUAAACUUGUCUUAUUACCAUCUCAGUAAUUCUGCUUAUAUUUUCUUUUUUUAAACAAAUGUUAAAAUCUAACUCUAAAUUUUACUUUAACUAUGUAAUUUAGCUCCUAGAUGUAAUAUCCUAUACCCUAGACUUAUACUUAAGAUAGAUCUAAGAUUGUAAUAGAAAUAAUACUACAAUU
Messenger RNA from Papilio machaon (common yellow swallowtail), 5192 nucleotides. RefSeq lists its product as uncharacterized. The record is from RefSeq and is a predicted model, not a curated record. Bases 232 to 5040 code for a protein of 1602 amino acids. NCBI's taxonomy places the organism in Eukaryota, Metazoa, Arthropoda, Insecta, Lepidoptera, Papilionidae. The transcript has 2 exons. Gene Ontology annotation, molecular function: nucleic acid binding; aspartic-type endopeptidase activity. Gene Ontology annotation, biological process: proteolysis; DNA integration.